GGUGUCCCUCUCGCGCUCAGUCCGCUUGAUGCCGCGGCUCCGGCGGCUCUGAGCAGGACGGACGCACCAAACGCUGCGCACUUUUCCUCCCUUUUAGGAGAUGAUAGCAGGCGGACCGCUCCCACCUCGGACUGUUUUUGGCUUAUUCUAAUUAUUUUUGAAUUAUUUUUUUUUUGUUUUCUCGCUGGGUGACGCGCGCUGAAAUCAGCUGGGUUCCUGCGAUGACAGAGGUGGAACCCGUGUUGGACUUCGCCUCCUCGGGGCGCUCAGGGAGGAGGAAUGCCCUCCCCGACAUCCUGGGCUCUCCGGCGGGCGUCAACCCCGGCGACCUGCCUCUGAAGCUGGCUGAGCUGUCCCUCAAAGAUGGUCCAGGAGGGGCCCAGUCGCCCACGGCGGAGGAGCCUCCGGCGCCGCCGGAGAGCGCGGAAGGCAAAGAGGGCUCGUAGGGACUUGUUUAUUUGCCUCCCCGGAGAACCUGCAGCGGUGACCUGAGAGGUGGGAACGAGCGGCGAGGCGGAGGGCGACCCGCGGGGGAGAAUGAGUGACGGUCUGCGGAGAGUCGGUCCGUUUCUGGAACAGCUGAGAUCCACGGAGAGUGAAGGACAGACUCCCCGAGGACUGCAGCCAGGAGCUUAGGACUGUUUGGCACGUCAGACGUCAGACACUACUCCCAGAAUAUAAAGGACCGUGAAAGAUUGUGUACCGUACACUACUAUUUUUGUAUGAUUUAUUUAAAACUGAAGAAAACAGGGACACUGUAAUUCCUUGCAAUUCCUUGCGAUUUUUGUUGUCUUGUGAUGGUGUGUUAUUUUAUGUCAGUUUUAGAGGUUUCACAGCCUGUUUUCUUUCUUUUUUAUUUUUUUUUUUUUUUUGUUUUUUUAAAUGGUGGGUGACUCAAGAAACCUGGAAUUCGUAUUGUUGGGCUCAUUUACACCGUGUACGGUCUAAUUUCAAAUCAGAUCUGCACUACAAAUGUACAGUUUUUACCCCUCAUCACCAGACUGUUUGCAUCCUAAGAGCUACAAGCAGGGAACCCGUCCACUUUUUAUACGCUGUCCGGAUGUUACAAGGUGGACUCGAACCAAAGUGGACAUCUCCAGACAUUCCUCUAGAGAAUAGUGUCACACUGCCAACGAUGCACACACACUGCUACAUGAAAACACUUAGAAGAGUCUAAGAUUUCCCUGUUUAGGGCUGCUUUCUCUACUCCCCUCCUUUUCCAAACCUCUGAAAAUGUGCCUCGUGGCAGUUUACAACCGUGUGUUGUGUUCUUUCUCUGUGAAGUACUGUUAUUCCCACUCCCUUUGGGCUACUUGAUAUUUCCUCACUUUUACCAGGAGGUAUUGUCUUUACCUGCUUGGACUGGGAAGAAGAAGAAGAAGAAAAAAAACACUUAUCUAAGAAAACAUCCACUGAACGUUUCAUUUUGCAGCAUAUUGCCCUUUUUUUCCCGGGCGCAGGGAGUCGCCGCAGCGUCUUUUUCAAGUGCCGAAAACGGCCGCACGCUCGCCUUCUGCAAGUCUGUUCGCACUCAUCAACACAUACGCCGAGCUGCGAACGGGUCGCAGGGCGGGGGAUCAACAGCGAGAGUUCGCCGCUUCGUCAGCCAGCCACUCACCGCUUCUGUAUAUAUAUAUGAAAACUGUAUCGUAGUAGAGUCCAUGUAUGACAUACAUGCUGCCUAUAGGCUGUGUUUGCAAACCGUUCCCACAAGGAAAUGAUGUUUCUUGUAACCGUCUCUAUUUGAAGGUGUGUCGCCGGUGGCUGUGUCUCUCUGUGGAUGUAUUUCACAACAUGCAACGAGGGGAAACCGGUGUCCAACGGUCCGAGCUCUGGUCUCUAUGCUGUACUGCGAUCAACACUCACGAGGAAGUGAUCCAUCCACAUUUUUCUAACGAUGAAUCGGAGGUGUAUUUUGUAGUGUCCUGAUCUCUUGAGUGGUGCGUAUAUUUUAUUUAGCUGGGUCGAAUCCUUCAUGCUGAUUCUAUCUGGUGGUGGAAAUUGCCAUAUUAAAAA
This is a messenger RNA of Salarias fasciatus (jewelled blenny), 2016 nucleotides long. It is a transcript of the gene pkib, whose product is annotated as protein kinase (cAMP-dependent, catalytic) inhibitor beta. The transcript has 3 exons. The coding region runs from base 222 to 446 and encodes 74 amino acids. Gene Ontology annotation, molecular function: cAMP-dependent protein kinase inhibitor activity. The record is from RefSeq and is a predicted model, not a curated record. Gene Ontology annotation, biological process: negative regulation of protein kinase activity. Lineage: Eukaryota; Metazoa; Chordata; Actinopteri; Blenniiformes; Blenniidae.